AUGCGCUUAUUAUUCCUUAUAUUGAGAAGCGGAACCAUUGACUUCGAUGAAUUUCUGAAGAUUUUUGCUGGUAAACUCUCCAUCGACCCGGAGAAAGAACUACACGAGGUGUUUCAGGUCUUUGAUGGGAAUAAGGAUGGAUUUAUCUCCCCGGAUGAACUCUUUAGUAUACUCUCUAAAUUGGGGGAACCCACAUCAAAGGAAGAAGCACAGGCAAUGAUUCGAGAGGCGGAUCUCAACGGAGACGGCCUGGUGGAUUAUAAAGAAUUCAAAGCAAUCCUGAAUUUCCGAUGAUAUAAAAUAACGUUUAUGUUAAAAUUUUUGUUGUAAACUUGUAACCAUGCAUAUCAUAAUUAACGUAUCACAGGAUUAUUUUCUGUUAUUAAUCAAGUCAUUCCUUGACAAUUCCUAUCUUUAUGUCAUGAAUCAUCAAAACGUCAUAUAUCUAUAAUUAACAAGGGAGGGGGGAUACUUAGCUCAUUUGGUUAUAUAUUUUUCAGGUUGGACAAAUAUGGUGAACAUUCUGAUAAUUUGUCUUGUAUAAUUCCGUUUCACAUGCAUGGACCUUUUUCAGUUGAAUCGAACUUAAAAACAAAUUUACUUUUACUAGUUACUUUCCAAUCUUAAAUUGGAAAUGAUAACAGAACGGAACUUUAAAUACUUAAAAUUAUAUUUUUAAUUUUGGAAAUAAGAAAAAAACGAAAACAUUUUUUUCCCUACAUGACACAUGCUUUUUACUAAUUUUAUACACAUAUAUCUAUCACAUGCAUGACAUCUAAGUGAUAUAUGGACUUGAAAAGGACUGUGUAUAUUAAAUUGUCAUAAAAAUGAAAUAAUCGGUAUAUCUCGCAAUAAGUUCUAGUAGGCCAGGCUUUCCAUUUUUCUACAAAAAUGUUGACCUUUUACAAGGUUUUUUUUUUUUUUAAUAAAGGGGGGGGGGAUUAAAAAAGCAAUGUUUCAAUUUUUAAAUGCUUGCUGAGGAAUACAGAUUGGGGCAGUAGUUUGCCGACGGGAUUUUUUUUUUGUUUGAAAUACAUGAAUAUAUCUUGCAUCUUCUGUAUUAUUAUUAAUCAGAUUAUAUUAUAAUAUAUUCUGUGCAAUCAUCUAUAUUUUCAAUAUUACCAAUAAAGAUUUUACAGUGAU
Messenger RNA from Saccostrea cuccullata (small rock oyster), 1143 nucleotides. Its product is annotated as calmodulin-like. The record is from RefSeq and is a predicted model, not a curated record. Bases 1 to 294 code for a protein of 97 amino acids. Gene Ontology annotation, molecular function: calcium ion binding. NCBI's taxonomy places the organism in Eukaryota, Metazoa, Mollusca, Bivalvia, Ostreida, Ostreidae. The transcript is spliced from 3 exons.